UGUGGAAAAUGCUUCAAAACAUCAACUGGGCUAACAGUUCAUCAGAAAACACACACAGUAGAGAAGUCUUACUUCUGCUCUGACUGUGGAAAAUGCUUCAAAACAUCAUCUGAGCUAAAAGUUCAUCAGAGAACACAUACAGGAGAAAAGCCUUACUCCUGUUCUGACUGUGUAAAGAGUUUCUCUCGACUGGAUACCUUAAAAACACACCAACGUAUACAUACGGGAGAGAAGCCUUACUACUGCCCUGACUGUGGGGAGAGAUUCUCUCAAAAGACCAACUUAAAAGCACACCAACAAAUACAUACAGGAGAGAAGCCUUACUCCUGCUCUGAUUGUGGGAAGAGUUUCUCCCUAUCGGGUACCUUGAAAUCACAUGAACGUAUACAUACAGGAGAGAAGCCUUACUACUGCUCAGACUGUGGAAAAUGUUUCUCCCGAUCGGGUACCUUGAAAUCACAUGAACGUAUACAUACAGGAGAGAAGCCAUACUCCUGCUCUGAAUGUGUAAAAUGCUUCAAAACAUCGACUGAGCUAAAACUUCAUCAGAGAACACACACAGGAGAGAAGCAUUACUCCUGCUCUGACUGUGGAAAAUGCUUCAAAACAUCAACUGAGCUAAAACUUCAUCAGAGAACACACACAGGAGAGAAGCCUUACUACUGCUCUGACUGUGGGAAGCGUUUCUCUCACCAUAGCAACUUAAAAACACACCAACGUAUACAUUAAGGAGAAAAACCUCAUCAGUUCUCUGACCAGCUAAGAAUAAAGUCACUCCAUCACUUAAUUCUCAUCUCAUAAAAGAAGUUGAAAUGGAACAAAUUAAGAAAGUGUAGAAAACUGUACAGAGGAAAGGGAGCGUUCUAGAAUGUUAGCCUCUGUUUACUGAUCAGUGUGCACCUUGUCAGUUUUAGUGUGUUUUGUUUUGUUAGCUUCUACUGUAAAUAUUUGCCCUUAGUGUUGAAUACCCUCUGUGAGGCUUCUCAUUUUGAAAACUAACACUAGUCUGCCAAUUGACUGGGUGGUACUGCUUCCCUCUCAACCUGGUCUGACUCUGUCUGUGGGGAGAGUUUCAACUGGGCAGCUUAAAAACACACCAACGUUUACACGUAGGAGAGAAGCCUUACUCCUGCUCUGUGGAAGGGUGGGCGUGUAACUCAAACGUCUAGCCAAAGGAUGCGUCUUUGAAUCUCAUCACGGACGUCUUUAGCAUUUUAGCUAAUUAGCAACUUUGCAACUACUUACUACUUUUUAGCUAUUACUUAGCAUGUUAGCUUAG
Salvelinus namaycush (lake trout) is the source of this 1279-nucleotide messenger RNA. Its product is annotated as gastrula zinc finger protein XlCGF17.1-like. The transcript is spliced from 2 exons. The record is from RefSeq and is a predicted model, not a curated record. The annotation marks the transcript as partial. Gene Ontology annotation, molecular function: DNA-binding transcription factor activity, RNA polymerase II-specific; RNA polymerase II cis-regulatory region sequence-specific DNA binding. NCBI's taxonomy places the organism in Eukaryota, Metazoa, Chordata, Actinopteri, Salmoniformes, Salmonidae. Gene Ontology annotation, biological process: regulation of transcription by RNA polymerase II.